UUUCAUUUGUAGAGAGAGCUUUUCUUAUCUACCGCACAACUCUCUCUCUCUCUCGCUCUCGCUCUCGCUCUCGCUUCUGCUCUUCUCCCGUCGUCACCCAUUCGAUAACGGGGAGUGUAGUAUGGCUCUUAUACAAUUUGGAAGCUCAUCAUGUGUUGCUCAGUGGGGGAUUCGUCGUCCUCAGGUUGCUGUCAAGGCUUCUUUUUAUCCAACCAGAUUAGAAUCUCACCAAGACAACAGUUGUUGUAUCAGCCAAAUAAAUUGUUUGGGAGCUUCACAGUCGAGUAUGUUCUCACAUGGCUCCUUGCCCUUCUUGUCACUUGUAACGGGGCAGUCCCGUAAUACACAUUCUCGUAGAGGUGCUCGCUUCACAGUUAGAGCCGAUACUGAUUUCUAUUCUGUCCUUGGAGUCUCCAAAACUGCAACCAAAGCUGAGAUUAAAAGCGCUUAUCGGAAGCUCGCUAGGAGUUACCAUCCAGACGUGAACAAGGAUGCUGGGGCAGAAGAGAAAUUCAAAGAAAUAAGCAAUGCAUAUGAGAUCUUAUCAGAUGAUGAGAAAAGAUCUCUAUACGACAGGUACGGCGAGGCAGGAGUUAAAGGCGCAGGAAUGGGAGGCAUGGGGGAUUACAGCAACCCCUUUGAUCUAUUCGAGUCACUAUUCGAAGGAAUGGGUGGCAUGGGAGGUGGAAUGGGCAGCAGAGGCGGCUCAAGAAGCAGAGCCAUCGACGGCGAAGACGAGUACUACUCCCUAAUCCUGGACUUCAAAGAAGCCGUCUUCGGCAUCGAGAAAGAGAUAGAGAUCUCCCGGCUAGAGAGCUGCGGGACCUGCAACGGCUCAGGAGCCAAAGCAGGAACCAAACCGACCAAAUGCAAAACAUGCGGCGGCCAAGGCCAAGUCGUAGCUUCAACAAGAACACCCCUCGGCGUCUUCCAGCAAGUCAUGACUUGCUCUCCCUGCAACGGCACAGGAGAGGUUUCAAAACCCUGCGGUGCUUGCUCGGGAGACGGACGCGUGAGGAGGACUAAAAGGAUCAGUCUCAAGGUUCCAGCUGGUGUUGAUUCAGGGAGCAGGUUGAGAGUGAGAGGAGAAGGGAACGCAGGGAAGAGAGGAGGAUCGUCUGGAGAUCUGUUUGCUGUUAUUGAAGUGAUUCCUGAUCCGAUCUUGAAGAGGGACGAUACGAAUAUAUUGUACACGUGUAAGAUAUCGUAUGUGGAUGCGAUCUUGGGGACGACUCUGAAGGUUCCGACGGUUGAUGGGACGGUGGAUUUGAAAGUACCCGCGGGGACGCAGCCGAGCACGACGCUGGUGAUGGCAAAGAAGGGAGUUCCGGUGUUGAACAAGAGUAAGAUGAGAGGGGAUCAGUUGGUGAGAGUGCAGGUUGAGAUACCGAAGAGGUUGAGUAAGGAGGAGAAGAAACUUGUUGAGGAGCUUGCUGAUAUGAGCAAGAACAAGGUAGCUAAUAGCAGGAGAUAAAAAGAUUCAUCAUCAUCAUCAUCAUCAUCCUCUGCUUUGUCAUCUUUCUAUUGGUUCUUCUAGUGAUGAAGAAGAAAAGACUUACUAGGUGAGAGGAAAAUUGAAGAAGACUUUCUUUGGUUUUUUCCUCUAUAAUUUUUGUUUUUUUGUCUUGCUUAUACUUUUUAAAAACAGGCUUUCAUGGUGGGAUUGAUCAGGGCUCAGAAUAGGUCUUGUUUGUAUUUGUACUGCUAUUCAUAUAUUUUAAUCUUCUUCUUUUUUUGAUU
Molecule: messenger RNA, 1740 nt
Organism: Brassica oleracea var. oleracea
Lineage: Eukaryota; Viridiplantae; Streptophyta; Magnoliopsida; Brassicales; Brassicaceae
Product: chaperone protein DnaJ
Exons: 8
Coding region: 122-1474 (450 amino acids)
Biological process (GO): response to heat; protein refolding
Cellular component (GO): cytoplasm
Molecular function (GO): heat shock protein binding; ATP binding
Source: RefSeq, a predicted model, not a curated record